This is a messenger RNA of Capsella rubella, 651 nucleotides long. Its product is annotated as putative FBD-associated F-box protein At3g60710. The record is from RefSeq and is a predicted model, not a curated record. Gene Ontology annotation, molecular function: protein binding. Lineage: Eukaryota; Viridiplantae; Streptophyta; Magnoliopsida; Brassicales; Brassicaceae.
AUGGAAGAUUUGAUAAGCCAACUACCCAAUGAGUUGCUGCGAGAGAUACUCUUGAAUCUUUCCACCAUUGAGUCUGUUAGGACUAGUGUCUUAUCCACCAGAUGGAGAAAUCUCUGGCAAAGUGUUCCUGGACUGUACCUAACUGGUGACACACUUGUAAACUUGAAGUUGGAAUAUGUAUUGCUGCAUGACUUUGAUGGUUGUGAGUCUUUCAAUCUACCUCACCUUGAGGUUAUGCAUAUAGGUUUUGUUUUGGUUCCGAGUGAUGCGGUUCUAGAGAUGCUUAUCUCUUGCUCUCCAGUUCUCCAAGUCUUGAGCAUUCAUGAUGUUGGAGUGGAACUUUUGAAAUUACGAUCUCAGACUUUAAGGAGCUUGAGUCUAGUAGGUGUUUUUAUCUUUAAGGGAGAAAAUGAUUCCUCGGAUGAUGUUGGAGAAUCUGGAGUUGUGAUUGACACUCCUAGCUUAGAGUUUCUGCGUAUCAGACGUUAUCCACUCGAAUACUUCAGAGUGGAGACUAUUAGUUCUUCCAUCAAGAUGUGUAUCGAUGCUUGCUUUGAUGGGGAAAUGACUUUUCAAAGACGCAAACUUGGCACAAGGUCUUUGCAGGGUUCUCGGAGGUCACAGACCUUAGCAUAUCUGGCCAUACUCUAG